This is a messenger RNA of Phialemonium atrogriseum, 1260 nucleotides long. RefSeq lists its product as uncharacterized. The record is from RefSeq and is a predicted model, not a curated record. The coding region runs from base 266 to 1165 and encodes 299 amino acids. NCBI's taxonomy places the organism in Eukaryota, Fungi, Ascomycota, Sordariomycetes, Cephalothecales, Cephalothecaceae. The transcript is spliced from 3 exons.
CACCGAGACUUUGCGCAUUACACGUUCAAGUCAGACUGCGUGGACUGACUGGUAUAAAGAUGAGUAUCACCUCCCCCAAUUCCAAACUGAUCCAGACCAGCACAGCCUGAGUUUACAAUCAACAACCUCUUCAGUUCCAGCAUUAUCCCACUCAUCUCACCUUCUCUCAUCUCAUCUCAUCUCACUCAUCCCAUCUCAUCCCAUCUCACUCACCCCACUCGUCUCAUCAACCCCCCCCUAAAGACCACUAAAAAAGCCACCCACCAUGCAUAUCACCAUCGUCCCCGCCGGUCCCAAGACCGCCCGCGCCACGAUCCAAAACCUCCUAGACGACCCGUCGGGCCCAACCGUGCGAGCCGUAUACCGGGACCCAUCCAAGGCGCCGGCCUCGUUCCUGGCCCACCCCCGCUUCUCCGCCUCCAAGGGCGACGUCGCCUCGUCCGAAUCGCUCGACUUCUCCAGCUCCGACGCCGUGCUCGUCAUCACGCCGCCGCGCUUCGACGGCUACGACGUCGGCGCGCACGCCCGCGAGGUGUCGGAGAACACGAGGCGGGCCGUCGAGAGGGCCGGGUCGGUGAAGAGGGUUGUCUUGCUGUCGAGUAUGGGGGCGCAGUAUGCUGAGGAUGUAGGCGAGAUCAAGACAAACCACCAAGCCGAGCAAGUCUUCAGGGGCGCAGCUCGGGAGGUGGUCUUUGUCCGGCCGUGCUACUUUAUGGAGAACUGGGCUUCGGUCGUGGGGACUGCGUCGAGCGAGGCAGCCUUCUUCUUCUCGACCGUCACGCCGCUUGACUUCCAGAUGCCAAUGGUUUCGGUAGAAGACAUCGGCUGCACCCUCGCCGGAGAGCUCCUCUCGACGGGCCAGGAACUUCCGGCUAGCCCGUACGUGUUCGAGUUGCAUGGUCCGGGCCUGUACUCCACCCUCGACGUGCAGAAGGCGUUUGAGGAGGUCCUCGGCAAGAAGCUCACGGUCAAGGCAGUCGAGAAGGCUGAUCUUGACGGAUUUUUCGGGCAUGUGUUUCCCCCGGCAACGGCGAAGGAGUUUGCGGAGAUGAACCGCAGUUUCUUGCCUGGUGGGAUUAUUGACAGGGACCCUAACCCGACUGGAGUCAUUAAGAAGGGCAAGAUUGAGCUGGUUGACGCGUUCAAGCAACUGGUGGCCAAGUAGGUUCGCUCAGUUGAGAAAUCUGGUUCGGGAGGGAUGUUUGAUAUUAGUGAAGAAUUCUAGCAGUUGUUUGACGAGGUAUUAAUUAACGAAUGUGA